Messenger RNA from Pristis pectinata (smalltooth sawfish), 8852 nucleotides. RefSeq names its product ataxin-7-like protein 1. Bases 8 to 2311 code for a protein of 767 amino acids. Lineage: Eukaryota; Metazoa; Chordata; Chondrichthyes; Rhinopristiformes; Pristidae. The record is from RefSeq and is a predicted model, not a curated record. The transcript is spliced from 11 exons.
GUGUGUGAUGAUGGCGGCCUCGGAGCGCAGGCUCCCGAGUCCCGAGGCGUUCGUGGGCCAGUCUUGGAGCAGUUGGAUCGAGCGGGCCGAGGCGCUGCGGCUGUCAGACGGCACAGAAUCGGAGGACUGUGGCAAGGAUGUGAGAAAGAAGAUUGAAACAAUGCGACUCAUUAGAGAAGAUAUGCCAAUCUUUGGUCACUGUCCAGCCCAUGAUGAGUUCUUCCUUGUGGUGUGUAACCAGUGUGGACAAGUAGUUAAACCUCAGGCAUUUCAGAUGCACUGUGAGAGAAGACACGGGUCUCUGAACAAACUGUCAGCACGGAAAGCUCCUGCCUUGAAUUCCCCAAACUCCAUCCUGCAGAAAUCGCGAUGCAACAGUGUUCAAACUGCAGUUACCUCCACCCAUGGCACCAGAUCCUCCAAAGAGAAGCUGCACAGCCCUGGUAACAAGGUGCUACAGUUAGAUGUGCCUUCAAAGGGACCAAAAGAAAAUCUGUGCUUGUUUGUCCCUGUGGUGAACCUGGAAAAAAUCCCAUCUCUCGGAAAGACAGAGAGUUCCUGUAUCAAAUUGACUGCCAAGCCUCCUGCUCUUUCUCCCUCCUCUCCUGAACCCGUCUCACCAUCUGAGAAACCCAACCUGGCCCCCGUCCUUGAUUCUGUGGCAAAGACGGGGGCAGCGAAUGCAAUCCCAAAAGCAACUGACCUCCCACUCCCAGCGCCGGUGAUUCAGAAUGGUAAAGGUGAGAGGUCACCUGUGCUGGAAGAACCAUCAUUCAGUAACAGGAGGAACAACCAUAAAGUCCACAGGAGAGUAAUGGAGAAAGAAAGUGACCUCAAUAAGCACUGUGGAGUCAUGGAUCCAGAGACCAAGAAGCACUGCACACGUUCACUAACUUGUAAGACGCACUCGCUGACUCAGAGGAGGAACGUGCUCGGGCGGCGGCUGGCAUUCGAUGAGUUGCUGGCAGAACAUCGGGCAAGCUUGAAGAACAAGGAAGGUGGUAGAGAGAGAAAGCAGCAGGUCAGGGAGGCUGCGACACUUUCCCCUGUGCAGGAGACGGCCACUGGUGGCUGGGCUUCAGUGAUGUCAGGAGUCUCCCUGAGCCGCACAAAGCCUGCCUGCUGUUCCGCCUCAAGGGUUUCUUUGGAAAGUGAAUUGACUGACACUGAGAGAUCCCCAGCUGAUCCCGCUCCACACCCUGAGCUCCCCUACCCUCUCUUCAGACUCGAGAUAAACAGCCGGCUGUCAAGCGAAGAGAGUGACGGGGAGAUGACUGAGGAAUUGGACAAGCCAGACUGUCACUAUUCACGAUUGCAUCCAAAGCCACUGGCAUUUUGCACUUUCGGAAGCCGAAUGAUUAGCCGAGGUUAUUACGUCUUCAACAGGAGGUUGGAUCGAUUCCGAAUGGCCCUUAACUCCAUGGUGGAAAGGCACCUAAACUCUCAGAUGUGGAGGAAAAUUCCUCCGGCUAUGGAUUCCCAGAGGGCACCGCCACCACCUGCCUCCUCGACGCACUCGCUGCAGUCUGUGUCGGCCCUGCCUGUGGCCUCCUCCCCCUCCUCCUCCUCACCCUCCCUCGUGGGCACAGAUCUGAAGCUGGCGUCCUCUCCAGCUGCCGUCACCACAGCGCGAGCACCCUCGGACCUGCCUGCCGCCUGCUGCCGCUCGCUCCCCCCGACGGCCCCCACCUCGAAUCUGCCCCACUCCUCGAGCAGAAUGUCCUGGGCCAAGGCCGGGCGGGGGCCCGGAUUCCACCAAGGCUCUCGCCCACUUACCGAUGCGUCACAGAGCAAGAGAAAGAAGCCAGCACUCUCCGCCUGCGAGCUGCAGCCUGCUUUGGACCCUCCACUCAAGAGGAACUGCGUGCUAAGUUUGGGCAGGAUUAGCACCCCUCCUCCUGGCGGAAUAGUCCCCCGGCCCCCCCACUCAAAUACCUCUUCACACAAUGCUAACAAUGGAGUCACUGCCCACAGCCCCAAAUCACUGGGACAGGCAGGAAUCCUGGGGCAUUCAGGGAACUCCAUCAAAGGGACCAGCAGGGCAGUGGAACACUUUGAUCCCAAAAGGGACGCCCGCCUCUGUGAGGGGCGCAAGCUGGGUAUUGGCAGCCCCUCGCCCCCGUCACUGACUGCCAACCCCCCUGUGAGGGCUGAGGGCAGGAAGCGGAAGAACGCAGCCUCCUGCUCAAAACCCACCAAAGUAGCCAAGUCCCCUGAAGUCAACUGCGCACAAAGGAAAAGAGAGGAGAGCUUGGCGACAUCCCGACCACUUGGCAACUCCCACACACAAAAGGCAAAAGUGCAUCCCUGAAAGUUAGCCUGCCCAGCUUUGUGGGGAUACAGGACGUGGAAACCUUCCACCGAUCAGCCACCAAUUCGAGCCCUUGGUCGCACAGAUCGGUGCCUGUCACGGGUGUCAAGAGCUCUGCUGGAACACAGGCUUAUUGGGCACAAAUGAAAGUGGGCAUGCCCCACUAGCUGCCUCAUUUGGUACAAACAACUAUUGAGCGUGCAGCCUAUCCCUUGUAUUGCAUACCACAUCUGUACGGAGUUCAGUUACUACCCUUUUCAUCCAUUGGCUUUGUUUGUUCCCUUCCAAUUUCUUUCUUCUGAAGUUUUGCCUUCCUGGCUGCUGGACGUGGAAGCCUUGCUCUGCAUUGCUACGAAAGGGACCUGACUACCAAUGUAUGCAAAAUUGGCCAUGAGGUAUUCAACCUGGGGAUUUUGCCCACAGUGUAUUGGAGAAUGAUAAAGGACAUUCUGCCAUAUCUUCAGUCCAUGCUCCCUGCAGGCAGUGGGGUGCAGGUAUCUCCUUUCGUUAUCACUCAUUUGUAAACUUGUGUUUCCCUGCCUCUAUCUUCUCACAAAGGUAUUGAUUCAUGGUGAACUGAGGCCCAUGGGUGCCGGACGCCCAUCAGGUGCAUUCCCCAAGGAAACGUUCCUCUCACGUAACCUUAGUUUUUCACCAUUAGGACUUACCUGCAAGAACCCCUCAAAUUCCCUUCCCUUGCCACCAGUUAGAUCCACCACCGCACUACUUUUCCCGUCCUAGAAGAGACCACCCAGCAGCCAAUCUGAGCAGUCUGAGAGAGUGGGAAAGGUUAAGGGAGAAGGAUGAUGACUGUCACUGACAAUUCAAAGUUCAUACAUACCGAAUAUCUGUUCAGAUAAGUCUGAGCAGUUCCAAUCGUAGAAAUUAAUGGGAAGAAAAGUAUUAUAUCUUUUCAGGAACUGGAGGUAAAAUGACUGAUAUUCACAUGCCCUUUAACCCUGAACCUACCUGCAUUACAAUGCUGUUGGCUCUUAUGUGUAAAACCUUAAUGGACUGAAAGGGAGAACAUUGAAAAGAAGGAAUGAUUUGAUUUAUUGGUAAUAGGGAGACCAUUCAUUCAUAUUCUUUAGGCCUAGUGGCAAAUAACUCCUUGGUCUGAGCCUCUCUUGCCCAGUGAUGAUCUAACCAUUGAAGUUAAUCCCAGGUAUUUAAUUAUAGUCUGGUACUUUAUUAAAUUUCAGUCCCUUCCCCUCUCGCUUACUCCCUUUGCCUUGUUUCAGCUUGUCCUCUCAGUAGCUUUUAACAACAUAGAAGGAGGUCAUUCAGCCCGUCUGGCGCCUGCCACAUCCUAGGGGAGUAAUCCCAUGAGUCUCAUUUCCCCUCUCUUUAGUUCCCUGCAGCCCAUCGACUUGCUCCCUUUCACAUCUGCUCAUCAACUCCAUUUGAUUCAUAACUUGUACUUUAUCCAUCCUCUGAAUCAUACCUUCUGCUAAGGAAGCCUUUCCUCCUCAUACCUGAAAAGUGUUAUGUUCGUGUUGGCUGAUUAACCUACCAUUGCAUUUUGAGCUGUGGGAGGAAGCAGGAGCACCCAGAAGAAACCCAUGUGAUCAUGGAAACUCUGCACAUGCUCUAACAUUUUUCUGUUGUUUACAUCUCUCCUUCUUCACCUUCCUUCUACACCAUUAGGCCUGCCCACCAGCAACCACAGAUGUCUCUUCCCUCUGGCAUUUUGCUGAAGAACAUUUUAAUGUUAGUGACCUUGAGAAGAUCCUCCAAGCAAAGUUAAAAUUGUUUAAUUUAUUUUUCUUCUGUCAAAUACUAUACGGUUCUCUUACCAAACCAUUCCUUUGCCCACCAGAAGAGGAACUGAAUUUCCAUUUAGUUCAGUUGCACUUGAAGCUUCUGUUACAAACAGAACUUUUUUUAUUUCAUUGUUAUUUUAUGUUCAUAUUUCAGUCCAAACCCAUUUUAUUGGCACUUUUGGUAUGUGAUGUUUCUUUCUCUGCAACUUUUUUCACUUUCUACUAUUUUUUUGUUUUGUAUUUUAAAUUCAAAUUACAUAUAAUUUUUUUCAGAAAAGUACAACAAUAUGUCAUCAAGGGAUAGCUUGAGUUGCAGAGUGUCUCCUAAUAUGUGAUUCAUCCCGCCCCCUGAAUAAUGUUAAAUUCUCAAAUAAUGAGAAAAAGAAAUAACUGCAUGAUGCUGUCCUCUCUAUCAGUGACUGAGGGGCUACACCUGGAAACCUGAGCCCAAUCACCUGAGCUGAGAUUAGUCCAGUGGCUGUGGUCAACUGAGAUGUGUUGAUAGAACGCUUAGUGAAGGUAGUCAGAAGGAAUCAAUUUAAUCUAAAGUACCCAUGGCAAAGGUGACACUUCUGUAACACAGCACCAAAGAAGGCCAUUGUGCCUGUGCUGACUCUUUUAAAGGAGAUAUCCAAUCAUUCCCCUUUUUACAUCCAUUUUCCAUAGUUGGUGACUUGACAAGUUAAUGCAUAUCCAGUAAAAUUGGGCACUUGUAAAAUCAGUUUGUCAGUCUGAUCAGCUCUGUUUCUCUUGAGUAGGUUAUGUUAAAAUUACCCUCAAUAUAUAAUUUUGCCUGCUUUAAUGUUAAAAAACUUCUGGUGCUGGGAAAUGGAACACUGUCCAGUAGUUGACACCAGUUGUCAUCAUCAAGCAUGCCCAGGGUUAAUGCACACAGUGACCUGUUCAUAAACUGAGAUCCCAACUCUGUGCUUGGUCAUCACAUUGAACAUUGGAUUAUGUUCUGCUCAUUCACCCUCUGUCCUUGUUAUUUUCCACUGGUUCCUUAGCCUUCUAGCCUGUAAUUCAAAAUCCUGGACCUGUUUAAAAAUUCCUUACCCCAGGGUUCUGGCCUUGUCCCUUGCUACCUCGUUGUCUUUCUCAAACCUCACAUUACAAUUCAUAAAUUUUGGUCCUUUGAUUCAGGACUUGGUUUUGCCAGUCUUCAUGGUUUACUAUUAGUAGCAAAGUCUCCAGUCCUUUAUGUGGAACCUCCAUCCUAAAUCAUAUAACAAUCUUCCCAUAUCCUUUCCUCCACCCUUAAAAGUCUACAUCAAAGCCAAUCCAUUUAUACUUAGUUACUUCCUCAAACUUUGGAACAAGGCCUCCUCCACAUCGCUUAUCCUUAGAUGAGAGUCCCUUCCACCCUGCCUACUGUAUCAAUGCAGCAGUUUUCAAUUCCCUGCUAACUCUCUUACUGGGGUUACCAGUUUAAUGGCAAUUAAUGCUGAUCAGACAAUAUCAGACAUUAUGUGCAUAGCCCUAAAAGUUAGCAGGUACAGAAGAAUUUCCAUCAUCAUUCUAGGCUGGAAUGGAACCCAGAAGCCAGGAAAUAAACAAGAAUUUGUAACUAGCCCAACCUCUGGCCCUGAUUACCUGUGUCCCAUCUGCACUGAGCGGUCAGUUCAGUGAAGUGCUAAAAUUGACCUCCAUAAUGCUGGUUCAAAUAAAAGACUGAGCAACACACAAUAAUGUGAAGUACUGAACAAGAGUGUUGGGUGUGGAGAUCAAAAUGCCAAGGUGUGUACAUGUCUGGAAAGUUUGUAAUGGUUGUGUACUGAAUUAUGCAAAUAUUUUUUGUAUUUGAUCUAGUAAUGACACAUUGUCUAUAAUAUUUUACAGUUUGAAAUGGUCAAAUAUAUAUCUAUAUAUACAGAUAAAUAUAUAUAUAUAGUGACCUAAUGUUACAAAUGCCAGGUGCAUACCCAUUGAGGUAAUUAGAUACCUUGGCAACAGGUGAAGGGUAGCGUGCUGUUCAAAUGCAAACCAUUGCAAUGUCAGUAGUCAUGUAAUUUAUUGUACAGAUCAAGCCAUUAUAAUCUGAAUCUGAUUUUGCUUUAUAUUCCAAUUUUUAAUUUUUUUUUAAGGAGGUUGGGUGUGGAGUUACAUUGGCGUCUGGAUUGGAAAGACUUAGUUGAAGCUCUGUAUAGCCCAAUUUGAUCUAAUUUAGCACAUCCUGAACUCAGUUGUACUGACAUUAAAGUGAUAAUGGGUCCAAGUAAUAGGAAUAGAGUCGGUAUGGGUGUUAAUCCAGCAUGCGGAGUCCCUACCUUCAUGUUUCCAAUAUAGAUUGAGAUGCAAUUCAAAAGAAAUAAUGAAAAAAAUGAGAUUUAUUAACCAUGGUAACCAGAUGUAAAUUUUAAAGCAAUGCACCAUAUGAAGAGUAAAGAUAGGAAAGUGUGAGUAAUUAGGGAUCAGAGGUUUUACAGCAAUUCUUUUCCUUAUUGUCUUAAAUUUGUGCCCCUGUCAUUGCUGAAUAACCAACCAGUGGGGGGAGAAAAAAACACCAGUAUUUACUCAUCCUAAUGUUUGUUCAUCUUGGCCUUUUAUCAGUGUACUAUUUAAAUAGUUUACAGCACAGAAAAGACUAGUUCAGCCAACAGGUCCAAGCUGUUAUAUAAACAGAGUGUCCUCCCACCACUCUUCAUCUAACCCCAUAACCUUUCUUCACUGUUGUUAACUUGCUUUUUCUUAAUUGCUUGAUUUUUUUUUGCAUCAAGCUACUUCAUGUGAAAGCUGUGAGAUCAUUUUUUUGUAGCAGUUACUACAUUGUCACCACUCUCUGGUAGUGAAGUUUCUCCUGCAUUAAUUAUUGGAUUUAUCUGUGGUUGUCAUAUUUACCGCUACUGAGUCUCAUUCAGAAGUAGAGACUUCCUUAUGACCACUGUGUUGAAUACAUUGAAAAUUUUAUAGGUCUGUCAUGUCACUCCCUCAGCUUUGCAAUGUCUCAAAAUUAAUCUUUAAUUCCAUACUGGAUGACUUGCUAAAAUAUUAAUCUCUUUCUUUUCUCUCUCGAUGAUUUCUUUGUUAUAUCAGAGUGUUUGGACUGCACAUUCUGCUCAGAUGGGAGGAAAGUAACUGAUUUAAACCAUUUUAAACUUUAAUUUCUUGCAGCAAAAGUUAUUUUAAGCUAAAAGAUAAGGAAUUGAAUACUUACCUCAAAUAUGAGCUGCUGCCCAGGCCUGUAAGCUGACAGUUUUUUUUAAAUAGUUAUUUUUGUGGUUGGUAUCAUUUUGCUAGAAAAUAUUUAAUACGUGUCUCGCUGUUUAUUAUUAGAGGUUGCUAGUUUUAUAAUUCAGAUAGUAGUAUUCCAUGAUAGAAACAGAGAGUGCUGGAAAGAUGCAGCACAUUAGUCAGCACUUGGGGAGAGGUGCAGAUUUCAGGUUGGUAACCUUUCCAAUGAAAGGUCAUCGACCUGAAACAUUAACUCUGCUUGUUUCUCUGCACAUGCGUGCAGACCUGCUGAGUGUUUCCAGCACUCUGCUUUUAUUUCAGAUUUCCAGCAUCUGCAGUUUUGCUCUCCGACGGCUUAUCUUUAAAUGGUCCAUCUAUAUGUUGGGAUAGAUCAAAGGCUGUUCUGAUGGUGUCAAGACACUAUCCAUUGAGAAUUCAACCAUAUAGAAUGGUCAAAUCCCAGAUACUAUUUCCAAUCAGUACCAAAAUUUAUUGACUCUGAUCAGGGAGGCUUUCCAAAGUGUCACAACUGCACUCAGUGUUGCUGGUUUAGGAAAGUGAAUGCUGUUUGUACUAUCAUUGUAUAGGUGCUUAUUGAAGAUAAGAUCAAGCUCUGGUGUGAUGCCCUCUGCAGCUGACAAGCCUACCAAUGUUCUAGGCAGGUUUCCCUUCCUGCCUGUAUGGAAUGGGAUCAUGGGUUGAGGAAUAGAGAAGUGGGAAACCUUGGCCUUUUACCCACUGCUUUCUGUCAGACAAAGCAUCAGAAAGCCAUCAGUACCCUCAUUAAAGGACUAAAGGCACUGAGGAAAAGGAACCUGCAAAGAAAAGAUUAAAUUGAUUAAGAUGGGAAUUGAAGUUGUUAUGUUGCCAUGAGUGUGACAGUUUCAAAAAGUAACUUUUUAAAUAUUUUACACUGCCUACAUUUUUCAAGUGAUGUACUUUUUAUUUCACUUGACAUACUCUUCAAAAUGAGAGGGCAGCCCUCUUGUGGGCACUUAGAAAGCAAGUACCCACAAAGCUCACUUUUUCAGAAGAGUUAAAUUGUUUGUAAACAGCCCUCUUGUGGCUGCAGUUUAAUAACUGACAUGGCGUGCAGUCACAGUGAACAGAAAUAGGUUCCAACAUUUUGUUUUGUUAAUCAGGAUUGGCGUAGAGAAAUACCUUAUGAAAGUUUUGUCUCCUACUUGGGUAUGGUUCUGGUGUUACCAGUCACAAUGAGUGAACCUAGAUAAUGAAUGUUUGGUAGGCUGUUCAACCACAGAUGGCAUCAUCACUAAGCUCAAUAUUUUCAGUACAGCAGUAAGAGGCACAAUAAUCAUCGGCAGAAAUGCAGGUGUGCUAAGGGCUAGCACACUGACCUAGCUCUUUCUCCAGGCUCCAAUCCACUCCUAACUGCAAAUCCCCACUCUACCUAUCCCUCCGUUCUUGGGAGUCACCAACCUGCUGAGUUCACAUUCCAUUCAUCAUUGGCUUGAGGCCAGUUAAAGUUGCCUCCUGUAAUUAUGUUGGGGAGUUUGUUUUGAAUGAUUGCUGUAUGACCAAUAUUUAUGGUUUUUUUUUUACAUUGACUUUAGACCUCAGUGUUAUUUGGUUUAUAAACAAAUAAA